AUGGUCACCCGAACCAAGAAGAUAUUUGUGGGCGGCCUCUCCGCACCCAGCACGCUCGAAGACGUCAAAAACUACUUCGAACAGUUCGGACGGAUAGAGGAUGCCAUGCUCAUGUUUGACAAGCAGACCAACAGACAUCGAGGCUUCGGCUUCGUCACGUUCGAGAACGAGGACGUGGUCGACAAGGUGUGCGAGAUCCACUUCCACGAGAUCAAUAACAAGAUGGUGGAGUGCAAGAAAGCGCAGCCGAAGGAGGUGAUGCUGCCGCAGACCCUGGCGCGCGGUCGCGCGGCCGCGCGCGGCGGCUACGGCUUCCCAGCGGCGGCCGCGUACGCCGCCUACGCCGGACGCGGCUACUCGGGGUACGCCGGCUUCGGCUUCCCCUACGCAGCGAGCUUCACCAGCUACGGCUACUUCCCGUCGCCGGCGGGCGCCGCGCUGGCGACCAACGGCGCGGCGGAGCGACCCAACGGCACCACCUACUACCAGGACUACUCGGCCGGCGUGCCGGCGCCGGGCCCGGUCAGCCUGAGCACGCCCAGCCGCACCGAGAACCACGUCAGCCAGUCGCCGCUGCACCGCGACAACCCGUACAGCACGCGGACAGAUCUGGUGAACGGCGCGCUGACGAACGGCACAGGACCUCUACUGACGCAGGCGCUGUCCGUGAUCAACAGCUACCCGGGCUACGGCCCGCCUGCCAGCCCCGCCAACAGCCGCGGCUUCGGACCAGCCAACAGCCCCGGCCCGCUGGACCUCUACAACGGCGAUGCUGGUAUCAGCUACUUGCAGGCUGCCUCGCCGCAGCCCUCCUUCGGCGCUCUGAACCGGGCUCCGCUGCUGGCUGCCUUCAACGGUUACCACUAGACGCGUAGACAGCUACCGAGUCGUCGCUAGAUAGAAACGGAAGAGACCGAGAGAGCGAGAGCGCGCGCGAAGUGGAGCGAACGAGCGAGGGCGGCGGAACCCGACUCGUGCGCAGCGCGCAGCCGUCGGGGCCGCACCACCGCCCGGGCCCGCAGCAGCACCUCGCCGCCCCGUCGCCGAGGAACCUCCCCCACCUGUCCCACUCCCCACCCCCACCCACCCUCUGUUGGCCGGCGUGCGCCGGAGAGGCGACCGAGCGUGUAUGUGACGUGUUGUACAUACGCGCGGUCCUGUUAGACGUAGGCGGGGCCGCGGCGGCGCCCCCUGGCCGCCGCUCAGCAGGCUCCGGUACCGGCUGUACAUAGCGGCGCAGUGGACGAAGGCGAGCGAGCCGUGUGCGUGAGCUGCCUGCCUGUGGCUUUGCAGUAAAUUAUUUAGAGACGGCGCGAAGUGGAGGUGGCAAAUCAGGACCGGCAAUCAGGCUGUCUCGUGGAUGUGGAUUGUGUUUUGUGCGUUGGCCAGCGCUCGCUGUAGUUUCGACUGUACUUAACUUUGUCUUUUUUACUUAACGAUGUACUUAAUUUGUGCUGCUCGGCGGGAGCCUGCCGGCGGGCCGACAACUGGAAAGUAUUUUAAGUCUUUCACAAAGUAGCCUAGGCUUUGUGUUCUCCCGUCUCGCUUCUGCCGACCGCCACAGCAGCCAGCCCGAGUCCCUGUGCGCGUGGGUGCGCCGCAGCCGCGCCACCGCCGGCGAGAGCGAGCGAGGCCGGCCGGGCGGGCGGCUCGCCGCCGGCGUCCCGCGCCCCUGUACAUAGGAUCGGUGUGAGCCGCUGACGUCAUGCCGGCCGACGUGACGUCACACGUCGCGCCCCGGCGUGUGUAUUUAAGUGUCCGGUGUACUCCUAGGCUAAGGCGGGAGCCGGGUGCGCCUGGCACGCUGCCGCCGCCCCGGCCCCGGCUCCGGCUCCGGCUCCGGUGUGCCGACUGAAAGACACGGUGGUGGCCAUUCCUGGAGGGUGGCCCACUCCCCUGCUGUCGGGUCUCUGGUGGCGUCGGGCGGCGCCCCGACCCGCCCAAUACUCCUGUUGGUGGGACAGCUGGGCGCACCUCUGGGGCCGGCUCCGCACGCGCGGCGUCGGCCGGCAAAACGAUUUCGAUUGCUGCGACCCGGCAGUGGUCUGUGAUUUUACCUAGUUUCGACAGUCCAAAUUAGAGGGCGCUCCUAGCCAGCGCUUCUAGCAAGACGAUCGGACGUCAAUUGUUUUAGCUCUAGCCCUCACAGACUCGACGUUAUCUGUAUAUAACAAAGCAGAAAUGUCUAUUUUAUCAUGAGCAGGAACAACUACAGUACAGGUUGACAGUAGCAGACUAGCCAGGUUUUUUUACGCAUUUUCAGACGGCGACUAGAAGGGCGGCAAUAACGAUAAGGCAAUAGAAUUGCCUUCCCAUCGAUGCAAUGAAGCAUGCUAUACAUUACCAGCUCGCUGUUCACGUGCUGAUAAGCUGGUUGUUCUGCGUGUGCCCUGCCCCACUCCACCACCCCCGUUUACCUCUGUUUUGACCUGAGGGCGUUUGUCAGACUGCGCCGCCCGACGGCGGCGGCCGAGUUGUUUUUCCGAGCCGCCCUGUCGCGUGCGCGGCCCGCGCGGCGUUCGUGACGUCUGGGGCACGCGCUGACGCGGCGGGACCGGGCGGCGCGCACCGCUCGCCAUU
Molecule: messenger RNA, 2580 nt
Organism: Pollicipes pollicipes
Lineage: Eukaryota; Metazoa; Arthropoda; Thecostraca; Pollicipedomorpha; Pollicipedidae
Product: RNA-binding protein Musashi homolog Rbp6
Exons: 10
Coding region: 1-867 (288 amino acids)
Biological process (GO): regulation of translation
Cellular component (GO): cytoplasm
Molecular function (GO): mRNA binding
Source: RefSeq, a predicted model, not a curated record